AUGCAGAACUUUAACAGCACAAACCAGGGUAAUCAGAGAAACCAGGGAUCACAGAGUCAGGGUAACACUGGUUUCAGCUUUGGCUCAACUAACACUGGCAACUCUGGCAACACUGGCAACACUGGUAACACUGGUAACACUGGUAACACUGGUAACACUGGUAACACUGGUUUUGGCAACGCCAAUAACAAUUCCCCCAAUUUUAACACCAACUCCAAUGCCAAUGCCAAUAACAACAUCAAGACAAAUCCGAUUUCAAGUAACACAGGAGGCUCCAUGUUUGGCAACAACAACAGCGCAAAACCUGCCUUUAAUUUUGGAGGUAACAGCAACAAUAGCAAUCCUUCUGGUGGCCUUUUUGGUAUGAACAAUAACAAUAGUAUGAAUAAGAGCACGAAUGGCGGCUUCAGUUUUGGCAAUGCCAAUAAGGCUACCCCGAUGUUUGGAGCUCCUGCCAAUUCGGGAGCCAAGCAGCAGCCAUUUUCUUUGAAUAAUAGUGCCAAUGGUGCAGGCAAAAAUAACUCUGCUGGCACAUUCUCUUUUGGAAAUACAUCUGCGGGUGCAAAGCCAAACAAUCCUUUGGUUAGCUUCGGCGGCAAUGCAAGCAACACUGCCUCUUCGCCUGUCACUCAGACAAACACCAAACAAGCUGCUCCUAUGCCAUCGUUCAAUUUCGGCAGUAAGGAUAACAACCAAAACACGGCAAAUGCAACUCAAACGAGCAGUGCAGCCAGCUCUAAACCCAAGUUUUCUUUCGACGGAAAGCCAAAUUUACAGCAGCAGAACAUUCCGGGUUCGCAGACUCCUAAGACGUCAAUGCCAUCGUUUUCAUUUGGAAACAAGCUCAAGCCUACUGCAGCUACCAAUACUUUAAGCAGUGGCAGUGCACUUGGAGAAGCCACCAACACUGGCAGCUCAACUUUUUCGUUUGGUACUAAUAAAGAUGCCAGUAAACCAAGCUUUUCGCUGAGUGGAUCUGGAUCUGCUACGAAGAAGAACGACACCCAACCCGCCAAGCCUACAUUUUCCUUUGGUGCCUCCAAAACUGAAGAAAAGAAGGGAAAUGAAAAGACCACCUUUUCCUUCGGAAAUAAAGCUUCUACAAUUACAAGUGGAAGCCCUAAUACUGCUUCUUCUUCUACAAAUACAGCGACUGGUGCAAAUAAAGUUGAAAAAAAUCCAGGAUUUUCGUUUGGGGCCAAGCAGGAAGACAAGAAAACUCAGGAGCAAGGACCGACUGGUGGCGCAACUAGUGUGAAAAUUCCAGUGAAGGUGGAGGACUUCAAGCCCAAACAGAUCUCUAUUGUGAACAAGAAUCUGGAAGAUUUGAUCAACAAAUGGACAAAUCAGUUAUCUUCUGCAUCUAAGAUUUUUGAGUCAUAUGGUGAUAAAAUCAAGUCCUGGGAUGAAGUGAUGGUAACAUCAUCUGAGAAAAUUACCAAAUUGUAUGCUGAUUCUCUGCAGUGCGAAGAGAAGCAAAACAAAAUUGACCAAACCCUUUCAUACAUUGAAAAGCAACAGGAGGAGUUGGAUUCUCUACUCAGCGGGUACGAGAAGCAAUCUGAGACCCUACUAGUCAGUAUACAGAGUAACAGUGGGGCUUCUAGUAGCACUGCUACUGGUGCUACUGGCGCUACUGCCACAAUAGGGUCUGUUGUGAACACUGCAGUCACUGCAGCAAGCGGCUCUUUAUCUAAUACAACUGUGAGUGGUGCCGUUGGAAAUGGCGGAAACGAUAUUGUGUUGACAAAUGAUCAAGUGAGAGAGAAGUCGUACAAGCUCGCCGAGAUCUUGGAAAUGAAGUUGGACUCAUUAGGGGCCAAUUUCUCUUCGUUGAUAUCUGAAGUCAAUGAGGUUAAUGACAGUUUUAACAGAUCGCUUCUCAGAUCUAAUACCAAUAAUCCACACGAGGAAACGUUACUCGAAGAUGUUCUCAGGUUGUUGAACAACCAUUUGGAGAGUUUGAACUGGAUUGAACAGAGUGAAAAGAGCCUCAACGAGCAGGUAGAGAAGUUGAAGAAGGCUUCGGCGUAA
This is a messenger RNA of Brettanomyces nanus, 2034 nucleotides long. RefSeq lists its product as uncharacterized. Gene Ontology annotation, molecular function: structural constituent of nuclear pore; phospholipid binding. The coding region runs from base 1 to 2034 and encodes 677 amino acids. Gene Ontology annotation, biological process: protein import into nucleus; RNA export from nucleus. Gene Ontology annotation, cellular component: nuclear pore central transport channel; nuclear pore. The transcript has a single exon. The record is from RefSeq and is a predicted model, not a curated record. Lineage: Eukaryota; Fungi; Ascomycota; Pichiomycetes; Pichiales; Pichiaceae.